GUGUUUUUUUUUGUCUCCGUAUUUUCACAGAAACUUCCUUACCGCGCUUUUUUUCGUUUUUUAUUUGACAAUGGCUGCUUGACCCCACCCACCCUGAUAUCUGAUUGGUCAUAACCAACUUUCUGUUUCCUAGCAACAGCAGUGGAGCCGCACGGAGCCGGUAGUGAGUUUGGGCCCAGAGUUCGGCGCCGUCAGCUCUGCUCGGAGGCCGAAAUGCAGGCGCCCAGAGCGGCUGUGAGCGUGGAGGUGAAGCGGGUGAUCGGAGCUCUCUGCAGGCUGCUGGCGGCCCUCGGUGUGCAGCCUGUCCCCGCGCCGGAGGCCUUCAGACGGGCAAAGUUCGGAGGAAAACCCGAGGAGGAUCCGUUCUGGCAGCUGCUCUGCAGCAUCCUGCAGACAUCAGGGAUGGUUUCCUGUGGGAGCAGCUCCCUGCUGACAGGAGAGAGCAGGAAGCUGGUGGCUGUGGGCCUGUGGCAGAGCGGUUACCACGGUGACUGGAUGUACGAUGGAGGCAGCUGCUCCAGCACGGACCUGCUGCUGGCGCUGGGCUGGCUGCUGGCUGGAGGAGCCCUGGAGAAACUGCUGAGCAGGCGGGUAGAGUGCCUGGACCCAGCGCUGCUGACGUCUGCUCCGCAGAAGCCAGAGUUUUCCGGUGAGGUGGAAGCUGCAUCGCUGAGGAGACUGCAGUGGCUGACGGGUCGUCUGAGACAUCAGGGUCGGACUCUGCUCGCCACCGUUGGAGCGCGAACGCAAGCGCUGCAUGAUGUCCUUUUUACCAGCCAGCUUUGCUCUGCGGCUCCCUCUGCUGGCCAAAGCUCUGCGGCUCCCUCUGCUGGCCAAAGCUCUGUGGCGCUCACAGAGGACUGCGAUCGUCUCCAGCAGCUGUGCGACGUCCUGGACGCCUACGUGAGCUGGAAGCAGACGGAGAAGGUUUUCUGGACCUGGAUGGACAGCGUGGCGGACCGCCGCUUCAGCGAUCUUCAGGUCAGGACGCCCCCUAGGCCCGCCCGGCGGAGUUUGGCGACCUGUUACCAUGGGAACCAGAUGCUGGCGAGGAUGGAGGAGAUGCUGAGGAGACUGCCUGACACACAGGAGCGUCAGAUGGAACUCCAAGAACGACGCUCCAAGGAUGAACACGGCAGGAGCUCUGAGGGCGGGGCCUGUGUGGGCGGGGCCUGUGUGGGCAUUCCUCCCCUCUGUCCCCCUCCCUCGCCUCUCCUCUCUGCUCCCUCCAUUCAGGGCCCGUGUCGUGUCAGGCUGCAGGCUGGGAAGAUGCUCAGCCGUUCAUUGGAGCGGGCCCCCAGCUCCCCCAGCAGAGCCGGGGCCCCCAGCGGGGCCGGGGCCCCGGGGGAGCUGCCUUGUUCUGAGGCUGCAGAGCAGCUGCUUCAGGCCGAGGCUGUCCUCCUGCAGCGCAGGGACAGACGGCGUCUGGCCAACAGGAAGCAGCUGCAGGAGCGGAUGGAUGUUCUGGACCAGCAGGUCUUCAUCCCUCUGUAG
This is a messenger RNA of Cyprinodon tularosa, 1494 nucleotides long. RefSeq names its product tubulin epsilon and delta complex 1 (gene tedc1). The record is from RefSeq and is a predicted model, not a curated record. The transcript has 8 exons. Lineage: Eukaryota; Metazoa; Chordata; Actinopteri; Cyprinodontiformes; Cyprinodontidae. The coding region runs from base 214 to 1494 and encodes 426 amino acids.